CGCCGGGCCUGCCCCGCGCCCGCCGCCGCAGCCCGCGCCCGCCCGGGGAUGAGGGCGGCCCAGGCCGAGGGCGAGGACCCGCCGCCCGGCGCGCGGUCGGUCAAGGUGGUCCUGGUGGGCGACGGCGGCUGCGGGAAGACGUCGCUGCUGAUGGUCUUCGCCGCUGGGGCCUUCCCGGAGAGCUACACCCCCACAGUGUUUGAGCGGUAUGCCGUCAGUCUGCAAGUGAAGGGCAAACCUGUUCGCCUCCAAAUCUGGGAUACAGCAGGACAAGAUGACUAUGACCGCCUACGGCCCCUCUUCUACCCUGAUGCCAGUGUCCUGCUGCUCUGCUUUGAUGUCACCAGCCCAAACAGCUUCGACAACGUCUUUAACCGGUGGUACCCGGAGGUGACUCACUUCUGCAAAGGAGUGCCCAUCAUCGUUGUGGGCUGCAAGACCGACCUGCGCAAGGACAAGGCUCUGGUGAAUAAGCUGCGGAAAACGGGGUCAGAGCCUGUGACCUACCACAGGGGCCUGGAGAUGGCGAGGUCUGUGGGUGCAGUGGUGUACCUUGAGUGCUCUGCUCGGCUGGAUGAAAACGUCCACGCGGUCUUCCAGGAGGCAGCUGAGGUGGCUCUCAGCAGCCCAAGUCGCAACUUCUGGCGGCGGAUUACCCAGAAUUUUUGCGUGGUGAUCUGACCAGCAUGGGACUCUCACUGCCCCCUGACUGUCACACCAGCUUGGGAAGGAAUUGCGUGCUAACCUGCAGAAUUGGUUGGUCUGGACCUGUCCCCAGGCUGGGCCUGCUGAACUGCACCUCCACGGAUGGACACCACCCCAGAGCCUGGGGACACUGAACUGAGGAAGCACGGUUCCCAGGGAGGGCCCAAUCCUAGCCUGACAUCUGGAGCCUGGCCUGGUGCCACCUCUUAUGUCUGCUCCUGAGGCUAUACCUGCAGGACCUGGCAUUCUUAGACCCAUGAAGCCAGAACCCACACUCUGCCCCUGCCCCUACCCCCUCCCCUUCCCCCUACU
Marmota flaviventris (yellow-bellied marmot) is the source of this 1017-nucleotide messenger RNA. RefSeq names its product ras homolog family member D (gene Rhod). Gene Ontology annotation, molecular function: GTPase activity; GTP binding. Gene Ontology annotation, biological process: small GTPase-mediated signal transduction. NCBI's taxonomy places the organism in Eukaryota, Metazoa, Chordata, Mammalia, Rodentia, Sciuridae. The record is from RefSeq and is a predicted model, not a curated record.